Castor canadensis (American beaver) is the source of this 2976-nucleotide messenger RNA. It is a transcript of the gene C16H5orf24, whose product is annotated as chromosome 16 C5orf24 homolog. The record is from RefSeq and is a predicted model, not a curated record. Lineage: Eukaryota; Metazoa; Chordata; Mammalia; Rodentia; Castoridae.
UGUGGCGGCCUCUUCCUGCUGCGUCCGGGGCUGGCCUUUACGCGGUGGCCGCGGCCGGAGCUGGACGCCGGCGACUACCUCGCCGCCCCGCCGCCCUCGCUGCUUGCCCCUCGGCCCUGGACUCUCCCCACCCGAGCAGGGAGGCGGCGGCCGAGGAGCGAGCGGCGCCAGCGCGAGGUUCCGGCCGAUGGGCAGCCCCUGGACGCGCUGAGGGGCCGGGCUACGCGCGGCCGAGAAAAUGAUGCAUCCUGUUGCCAGCAGUAAUCCAGCAUUCUGUGGGCCUGGCAAGCCUUCCUGCCUCAGUGAAGAUGCCAUGAGAGCUGCCGAUCAGUUUGACAUAUAUGCUUCCCAGCAAAGCAAAUAUAGCCACACAGUCAGCCACAAACCAAUGGUUUGUCAGAGGCAAGACCCAUUAAAUGAAACACACUUGCAGACUACAAGUGGGAGAAGCAUAGAGAUAAAAGAUGAACUAAAGAAAAAGAAAAAUCUCAAUCGAUCUGGUAAGCGUGGCCGGCCUUCGGGAACCACCAAAUCAGCGGGAUACCGGACCAGCACGGGCAGACCCCUGGGAACCACCAAAGCAGCUGGAUUUAAGACAAGUCCAGGCAGACCUUUGGGUACUACUAAAGCUGCGGGAUACAAAGUCAGCCCAGGGAGACCUCCAGGAAAAAAGCAGCAAGCCUUCAGGUGUUCCAGUGAUGCCUGACACAAUGAGCUGGACUUUAUGCUGCUCUUUACAGUGAGAGGUGUUGCAUUGUAUGUGGGAACUGUGUGCACUGGCAUCUAAGACAGUGACCUCAACUAUUCUAGCUUUGCACAAACCCUAGCAAAUCAUGUUGGAUGACUACAUAAUCAGUGGUAACAUUCUGGCAGCUAAAUUGUUACAGAAUUUCUUCUUGCAGAAGCUUAGAAUAUAAAACUUUUAAUAACUACUCAGAACAGUAUAACUUCUGACACACACAAAUGCUUGCAUCUUUAUUCAUGUGUUCAUCUAUUCACUUUCCUUCUGUAUCUGUCGUUUGGCCGUUUCUCAAGAUGAUGUUCAGCAGUUGCCUGUUUAGAAAUCCUCUUUCAAGCUAGUUCCUGAUGAGAGGUUUAAUUAAGUGUUCUGCCAUAGAAUAAAGUAUGCUUUGCCAAGGAUUUGGUUGCAUGUGUGUUUUACAGUAAGUUAUUGGACAUGCCCUUUCAGUUUAUUUUUCAUUCCUGAUUAUGUUAAACAGACCCUUUCCUCUCUCCCCUGCCCUCUCCUAUAUUCAUUCCACUCUUCGCCCUCCAGCACAUCUACUCAGUGGUGCUGUGCUGUGUGUCAGAAAAUAAGCAGGUGUAUUACUGUAUAAUGGAUUUUGUAUACAUGUUUAUGAAAUAGUGAAAUCAGCUAAAGGAGGUAUGUUCAUAAGUGUUUAUUAUCAGGAGCUAUGUCCCAGAGAAAAAAGGGACGAAUGGCUACAGUUGUGAGUGGAUGACAUCGUUUAGAAAUCUGAAUUUACUUACUGUUCGUGUGAGCAGUUACCUGGAAUAUUAGAUGUAUGUGCUGGUGAACAUCUCCUGAUUCCACUUACUUGUCUCCUGUGAACAGUUUACUGGUACCAUGCUGAAGAGAAAGACAUCUAAGUGAUUACAUGAGUGAAGUCUUAAAAUAUAAAAUAUUUUUACUUCUAUAAUCUAAAGACUACAUUGUGCAUCUUUUGUAACACUGUCUCUUGUUAUGAUAAACACUGAAAUAGCAUGUUAAACAUUUGCCUAUACUUCAGUAUAUUCAGUUAGGGAAAACUGGCCUUUUCCCCAACUGUACGAUUGUUUCUUAAAGGGUAAAUUGCUAAUUUUUUACUGUGUAAUUCUGUUCUUCACAAAAUAGGUUCACUAUUCUGUAUUAAAACUAUUGGUCAGAAAAUGAUUUGCUAUUCAAGUAAGUUUGCUUUACAUUUUUCUUUAAAAAAUAUAUUAACAUGCCUUAUUUAUUAUUGUUACCAUAACAAAUAAGGAGCUAAUACAGAUGAAAUUUUCACUUUUUGACAGAUACAAUCUUGUAUAACUAAUCUUUAGUAUGGGAUGAUUUUGAUACUAUCUUUGGAGUUUUGCACUGGAUAUUAAAAAGUAUACUGGCACAAUGUAUUGGAAGAAAAUAAGUAGCAUCUGGCUUAGUUUUUAAUAUUUGGGGACAUUUUUUAAAUUAGUGUUUUAAUUAGACUAAAAGUUCUUUUAUUUUUCAAAAGAAACACCUGUCAAAGUAUAUUUAAUUUAUUCAUUCCAAAUUGAUGUUUGUGUGAAUUUACAUAUAUAUUUUCAUGAAAUAAGACUAGUUUCUUUGAGUUAAAGUGGCUCCAUUUAUUAGGUCAAGAGUGAUUCAUCCAGUGUAAGAAUAGUCACAAUGUAUGAGUUUAAAAGCAGCUUUAAAAGAAUCAGUUCAGGGGAUAUUGAUGAUAACUGUUAGUCACUGUCUCUGUAUGCAGUAAAAUUUUACAAUCCCUGUAUAGUAAAAUAUAAGAAUUCACAACAGUUCAAAACAUUUUUUUCUUGGACACAAAAUGUUUUGAUGCUAUUACUACAUUUUUGUUUUUGUCACAGCAUAACUAUUUGCUCUUCAACUCUAGGAUGUAUCUAAGUCUUUCCUUUGCUUACACCCAUGUAUCCCAAGUAGACAAAUUUAUGCUCUUACAUACAGUGUACUUAAUUGUCAGAAAACUAAUGCUACAAGAAAUCAAGUAUGUGGUUUAAAGUAAUCAGACCACUUUGAUUCUUUAAGUUUUCACAAUUUCCUUUUUCCACAGACAAUUAUGGAGAAAAUAAUUACCAGUUAACUGAUAAUAAGCACGCUGUCCUCUGCUGUAAAAAGUCUGAAUAGAUACUGUGUAUGUUUUAAUGUCCAUGAACUUGAGCUACUCGUGUGCAAUUAUGUGUAUGGGAAUGGAGUAGUGUUCAUGAUUUGUACCUACAUCAUCAUAUGGAUGUAUAUUUAUUAAUAAAGUCAUUACUUUA